Polyodon spathula (Mississippi paddlefish) is the source of this 2603-nucleotide messenger RNA. It is a transcript of the gene vps33a, whose product is annotated as VPS33A core subunit of CORVET and HOPS complexes. The transcript has 13 exons. Gene Ontology annotation, biological process: intracellular protein transport; vesicle-mediated transport. The record is from RefSeq and is a predicted model, not a curated record. The coding region runs from base 37 to 1839 and encodes 600 amino acids. Lineage: Eukaryota; Metazoa; Chordata; Actinopteri; Acipenseriformes; Polyodontidae. Gene Ontology annotation, cellular component: CORVET complex; lysosome.
UCACAUGACACGGCUGUGCUGUCAGACAGGGUGAAGAUGGCGGCCCACUUAUCGUACGGGAGAGUCAAUCUGAAUAUCCUGAGAGAGGCUGCAAGGAAGGAGCUUCGGGAGUUCUUGGAUAAAUGCGCAGGGAGCAAGGCAAUAGUCUGGGAUGAGUAUCUCACAGGACCGUUUGGGUUAAUUGCUCAGUAUUCACUUCUAAAGGAACAUGAAGUGGAAAAGAUGUUCACACUUAAGGCAGGGCGCCUGCCUGCAGCUGAUGUUAAAAACAUCAUCUUCUUUGUGAGGCCCAGACUGGAAUUAAUGGACAUCAUUGCUGAGAAUGUGAUGGGUGAGGAUAAACAGCGCUUGCAGCGAGAUUUCCACAUCCUGUUUGUGCCGCGGCGCAGCCUCCUGUGUGAGCAGCGGCUGAAGGAGCAGGGCGUGCUGGGCUCCUUCAUCAACAUGGACGAGUACACCCUGGACCUCAUCCCCUACGAUGGAGACCUGCUGUCCAUGGAGUCCGAGAGCGCAUUCCGGGAGUGUUAUCUGGAGAAUGACCAGACUAGCCUUUACCAUACAGCCAAGGGACUGAUGACACUGCAGGCACUGUAUGGAACCAUCCCACAGAUAUUCGGCAAAGGAGAGUGUGCAAGGCACGUAGCCAAUAUGAUGCUGAGAAUGAAGAGGGAGUUUGCUGGAAGUCAGAACCAGAUCCUGCCCGUGUUUGACUCGCUGCUCCUCCUCGACCGCAACGUGGACUUGCUGACCCCCUUGGCCACGCAGCUCACUUACGAAGGGCUUAUUGAUGAAAUGUACAGCAUUACUAACGGCUAUGUGAAACUGCCUCCAGAGAAGUUCACUCAGAAGAAACAGGGCGAGGGUGGGAAGGACCUCCCGACCGAACCCAAGAAGCUGCAGCUGAACUCCGCAGAGGAGCUCUACGCUGAGAUCAGAGACAAGAACUUCAAUGCCGUCGGGUCGGUGCUGAGCAAGAAGGCAAAAAUCAUCUCGGCAGCGUUCGAGGAGCGACACAAUGCUAAAACAGUGGGAGAGAUCAAACAGUUUGUGUCACAGCUGCCACACAUGCAAGCAGCAAGGAGCUCCCUAGCAAACCACACGUCCAUUGCAGAGCUCAUCAAAGACAUUACAACCUCCGAAUCGUUCUUUGAUAAACUAACAGUGGAACAGGAGUUCAUGACGGGGGUGGACACAGACAAGGUAAACGGCUACAUCGAGGACUGCAUCGCCCAGCAGAAUCCCUUGACUAAGAUCCUGCGCCUAGUGUGCAUGCAGUCUGUCUGUAACAAUGGACUGAAGCAGAAAGUGCUGGACUAUUACAAGAGAGAGAUACUGCAGACCUACGGUUAUGAGCACAUAAUAACCCUGAGUAAUUUAGAGAAGGCUGGGCUGCUGAAGCCACAGACCAGCACCAGAAACAACUACCCAACCAUCAGGAAGACACUGAAGCUCUGGAUGGAGGACAUCAAUGAGCAGAACCCAAAUGACAUUUCCUACGUGUACAGCGGUUAUGCUCCUCUGAGUGUCCGCUUAGCCCAGUUGCUGGUGCGGCCCGGCUGGCGCAGCAUUGAGGAGGUGCUCAAGAUGUUACCAGGACCGCACUUUGAGGAGAGGCAGCAGCUUCCUUCCGGACUUCAUAAAAAACGCCAGCAAGGAGAGAACAGAACCACCCUCGUCUUCUUCCUUGGAGGAGUUACCUACGCCGAAGUCGCUGCGCUGCGCUUCCUCUCGCAGAUGGAGGACGGGGGAACGGAGUACAUCAUCGCCACCACAAAACUGAUCAACGGCUCAGGCUGGAUCAAUUCCUUAAUGGACAAGCUGGAAGCACCCCCCUUCUAAAAUAAAAUCAAUCACCAACAAGACUGGCAAGAACCAGAGCGCUCAGAGCAAACGGCAGGGGCUGGUUUCUUAACGAGCCACCAUUUGACAUGAGAUCUCCUGUGCUUUUCAACCUUGUACAGUACACUAAUAUUACAGAGGCAGAUACACACUUACGAAGUUAAGCAGAAAACUCACAGAUGUGUGCUUUCAAGCAGUGUACAGGCCACAGGCUGUUUGGCUUUUAUUUGCUUGGAAAUAAUAAAAAGCUUACUUAACUUUGAAUAACCUAAUAUAAUGUAGGUUUGUGUUUGUGUGUGCGAAGCGCUGAAAAUACAUCCACUGUCAUUAUCAACAGUGUUAAGAAGUUUGUUUUAAGAGAUCCCUGUAGUACACAAUUAUAAACUAAGGGCUCGAGUGUGGCUGACAGGUUACCUUACACACACACACGUUAUGUAGCCUGGGUAAGACUUUGGAGGGUCUCAAUGUUCCAGGAAGAUUUCUCUUCUUUAUCUCUCAUGAUAUUUCCAGUACAUCACGCCUGCCUGCCUGCCUCAGAACUGCCCAGACACUGCACAGCUGGUCAAACGACUGAGUGAUACACAUUCAUUAAUCUUUACUUACCCUGUUACAGCAAAAGCAGGCUUUUCAGAUUGAUGACGUGUUAUUAUUGUUUAUCAGUUCCACACAGAUUCCCGUGUCAAGAAUAAUUUGAAGGUUAAGUGAUUGGGUUUGACAGUCAAGCCUAGCUGGAAAAUGGAGAGCUGACUGCCCUGCUUAGAUAA